Molecule: messenger RNA, 723 nt
Organism: Suillus plorans
Lineage: Eukaryota; Fungi; Basidiomycota; Agaricomycetes; Boletales; Suillaceae
Exons: 5
Source: RefSeq, a predicted model, not a curated record
AUGCUUACGCAUCGUGGAUUCUCCGCAUGUAUAAUCUCUGAGGGCAAACCGAUCCCCGAGUAUCUUGCUGCUGUUGUCGGCGAAAACCCAAAGACAAUCUCGUGUUGGAUCCCGAGUGAGGUGGGAAAGACUUUUACAGUAUACUGGAGAGAUGAAGGGACAAAAAUGCAUUCAUGCGCAUUUAUUACACUUGACGGAUUCGUAGUUCCUGGUCGGUUCUUGUUUGGCGAAGGGGAGACUUGGAGGAAUGGCGUAAGGUCAGGUCCGCAUACAGAAAGGCCCUUCAUGUUUGCACAGAGGCCAAGCUCGGGUGCAAGUGAGCAAAGCAUGAAGGACGCUGGCUCUAUCAUGCUCAAGAUUCGACUUGUCACGCUGGAUGGGUCGAAGGCAGCAAAUCCACUGCAGAAUAUUCCAGAUUUGGACUCGCAAAGUCACCUAGGCGAUCAUUGUAUUGGGUACGGCCAGGAGAUGGACACAUACAAGCAGUCACCCAUAACGUGGAAGGUGAAGGCGUCCGACCAGGGCAGUAACAGGUCACACGUUACCUUUCUGUUCCGGUACAGGUCUCCCGAGUGGCUGAUGGCGCAAGGAAUAAUGCCCACUGAACUGCAGGUGCCAAAAAAUCUUCCUGUGAAGCGACGGGUCGCCAGCGCACCCGUUGCGCAAUCGGUGAACGCGCCGAUUACCCCAAGCCCAAGUGCUUCCAACUCGAAAAAGGCUGAA